ACUACACUCUUGCACGGCUGCGUUAUCUAGUUUCUGUUGCCAGUUGUCCUCAGUAAUUUGUAACAUUGCCGCGAAAUCAGCUGCCCAACAUGCAGUUGGGUAGAAGAAAAACGUGCCGCUAGGUUUUCUCAUUCAAAUUUCUUGACGAAACGCAGCUUUCCUCGUAAACAGCUCGCGCGCGUCGCGAAGUGGUUUGACACAAUAUUCGACGAUGUCCGGGUCUUACUACUUCGUGAUCGUCGGGCAUUUCGAUAAUCCCGUCUACGAGAUGGAGUUUCACCCCGCCAACAAGCAGGCAAACAAGGAAGACCACCGUUAUCUCAGCCAGUUCAUCGCUCAUGCCGCCCUUGACCUUGUGGACGAGUGCAUGUGGGCCACAAACAACAUGUACCUGAAAGUGGUCGACAAGUUCAACGAGUGGUUCGUGUCCGCCUUCGUCACGGCAAACCGCAUGCGUUUCCUCGUCCUCCACGACGUGAAGAAUGAGGACGGCAUCAAGAACUUUUGUACGGAAAUGUACGAGUUCUACGUGAAGUAUGCCCUGAACCCCUUCUACGAGCACAACACGCCGAUCAAGUCGGCGGCUUUUGAUGAAAAGGCCAAGUUCUACGGCAGGAAGUACUUGACAGGCUGAGCAGUUUUACAUCCUGCCAUGUCCUGUGGAAAGAUGAUUGAGCGUGCAACUAGUUUUCACACAUCUGCAAGCUCAGCUCAGCUUUGAAAUCAUGUCUGUUGCAAUCAUGUUCGAAGCUUUCUUGUUUUUACGAAGUAAUAAACCUGGCACUGUGGAGA
Dermacentor albipictus is the source of this 792-nucleotide messenger RNA. RefSeq names its product TRAPP subunit 20 (gene Trs20). Gene Ontology annotation, biological process: endoplasmic reticulum to Golgi vesicle-mediated transport. Lineage: Eukaryota; Metazoa; Arthropoda; Arachnida; Ixodida; Ixodidae. Gene Ontology annotation, cellular component: TRAPP complex; nucleus; cytoplasm. The record is from RefSeq and is a predicted model, not a curated record.